Diuraphis noxia (Russian wheat aphid) is the source of this 1859-nucleotide messenger RNA. RefSeq names its product tether containing UBX domain for GLUT4. Gene Ontology annotation, cellular component: vesicle membrane; cytoplasm; nucleus. Gene Ontology annotation, molecular function: protein binding. The record is from RefSeq and is a predicted model, not a curated record. Gene Ontology annotation, biological process: intracellular protein transport; glucose homeostasis. Lineage: Eukaryota; Metazoa; Arthropoda; Insecta; Hemiptera; Aphididae.
UGCUAUAAUAUUUUGCUGCUUGCUAAGACUUGAAUCUUGAUGAGUGUAAAUGGUUCGUAGUUUAGUUUUAGUAGCUUAUUAUUAUUUUCAUACCUUUUAGUUUUUUGUAUUUACUUUUUUUCGUAAGUGUACAUUUAAUUUACAAAAUCCAAGACGUUAAACCUGGCCAAAAUCUAGAACAUAGUAUCUUCUACCUAGUACCUUGGUUUAUAAGUUAUUUUUGAACGUAGCAUUCAGUACAAUUUAAUUGUAUUACUGCUGUUAAUAUAAAUAUGGCUACAAAUUUAAUAAUAUUGGGUGAAAAUGCUGCUAGAAUUAAUGUGAAAGUCAAUCCUAAUAUGACUGUUCUGAAAGUAAUAGAAUUAGCCUGCACAAAAAUGAAGGCAAACAGCGAUGAUUUUGAUUUAAAAUAUCACAACAAAAUAUUAGAUACAACUAGUCUGAUCAGAUAUACAAAUAUUGCCAAUAAUGCUUUAUUGGAAUUAGUACCGGCUACAAAAUCUAGACAAAAUAGUUCUGUUGGUGUAUGGUUACAAGUAGAAGAUGGAUCUAGAUUAUCCGGCGAAUUUCCAUCCAGCCAAAAUCUAUGGGAAAUCAUAAAGAUAUUAUUGAAAGACAAUUUUUCUAAUUAUGAAAGUCCCGCUAUAGUUUAUACUAGAAUGGAAAUAAUUGGUAAAGAACAGUUGCAGCAGAAAACAUUAAAAGACAUUGGACUUGUUAGUGGCAAAGUCUUGUUAAGAUUACUUAAUAAAAAAGAAUCUGAAGACCAAGCUCAUGUAUAUGUACCUGCAGCAAGAAAACCAAAAGUUGAAGAACCUCCUAGAUUUUUAGGCCAUAGAGAAACAAACGCAAAUGAAUUAGCAAGUGUUGAAUCUGCAAAGGUCAUGGCAACAAAUCCACAAGAGUCCGUAGAUAUCAAACCAAAUACUGAUGAUAUAGCUGAAAAAUCUGAGUGUAUAAAUAUGUCAACAUAUCAAAAAAACCUUGAUAAUGAAUUUAAAGCAAAAGACAACAACAAAAAGCCUACUCUUUCUAAUGAAGAUCUCAAUAAUUUCAAGAACUCUAUAUCUUAUUUAGAUGAACGCGACACAUUGUUAUUUGACAUUAUGGAUGGUACUUCAGUGUUAUAUCAAGACGAAAAUGACGAUUUCUUUAAUCCAACUAUAAAAGAUAUUACUCUUGUACUACGAGAUUUAAAAAAUUCACGGGCUCAACUUGAAGAUGGCCAAUUGUGUACAAAUGCAAUGCGAGAAUUAGAAAAGACUCAAAAUCAAUUAAAUUUAUUACAUAAGUACAAAAAGUGUAUUAUUAGAAUACAUUUUCCAAACAGAUUAGUGUUACAAUCCAUAUUCAAAUCAACUGAAACUGUGUUUGACAUAAUUAAUUUUAUUCGAAGAUAUCUUAUUAAUGAGUCUUUAGAUUUUUAUUUGUUUACAACACCUCCUAAAACUAUUUUGAAACCUGAAGAUACUUUAUUGGAAUGUGGAUGUGUACCAUCAGCAAUGAUACAUUUUUCAUGUAGUAUGGAAACUGAUCAAUUAAAACCUGAACUCAAACAUAAAAUCGUGUCAGGUUGUCAAGCUUCAAUAGCUGCUUAUCUUGUGAGAAAAGAAAGAUUUUCAAACUCUUCAACUAAUGAAACUUCAAAUGAUGAACAGCCAGGGACGAGUAAACAAUUAGAAAAUCAAAAUACUAAAACGACUGUUUACUCUCAACAAAAUAAAAAAAAAGCAAAUAGUGGGAAGACGCCUAAAUGGUUUAAGCCUGUAUGAAGUUAAAGUUAAAUGAUUAACUUAAAAUUAUUAUUGAUGAUGUAUUACACAUUAAAAUAUUUUUUUUUAUCGAUGCAUUAAAAAUCU